GUUGAAAUGGCAUCACCCACUACAGACUCUCCUCAAGUCACCAAGGACCCGUCAGGAAAGUACUUUACUAUUGAUAACUGGGUCAACAAUGGUCAAGGAACAGAGAUAUACACUCGCACUUGGGUUCCAGAACCUCAAGCCUCAGCCUCCAUUGUAGCGGUUGUUCUCUUUGUACAUGGUCUAGGUGAACAUGUUCAGCGAUACAAUAAUAUUUUUCCAGCAUUUGCAAAAGCUGGUAUUAAAGUUGUCGCCUUUGAUCAGCGUGGAUUUGGUCGUACUGGUCGUCGAAGUGGUAAACUUGGCAACAGCGAAGGCUUGGCUGCUGUCUUUCAAGACAUGAAGGAUCUGAUUGCAUCUCAAGGCAUACCAGGCGUUCCCUUAUUUUUAAUGGGCCAUUCCAUGGGAGGAGGCAUUGUUUUAAGUUUCAGUGCCAAGUAUCCAGAGGGGAUCAAGGGUAUAAUUGCCAGUGCACCUUUUAUUGCUCCUGGAACAACUACCAAACCAAAGGGUAUAGAACCGUUUUUGCUCAAGUUUGCUCCAGCUAUAAUCCCAUCAUUUACCAUCAAAAGCUCAGUUGAUCCCAAACUCCUUUGCAGAGAUUCUGCAGAAGUUCAGGCGUACAUUGAAGAUCCAUAUGUUCAUCCUUGGAUGACUCUUGGCACAACUUCAUCCCUAGUUGGUAUGAGUGCAGAUCUUAUCACCGUACAUGCUCCUAAGUGCACAUUGCCAAUUUUUAUCAAUCAUGGAGAUGGCGAUCCCGUUACUUGCCCAAUUGCAUCCAAGAAAUUCUAUGAUGAUGCUCCCAGCAAAGAUAAGACUUACAAGUCUUUAGGCGACCGUUACCAUGAAGUACACAAUGGGUCACCUUCAGAACGAGAUGAGAUUAUCAGUUUGUGGGUUGAUUGGAUUCUUGCUCAUCUUUAAUGGUUUGACAUGAACAUUUGAGAUUGCUUUCUGUCAAUGAAACGUCGUGAAACCAAUACAAAUAAAUAGUCAUUUGUUGAAGC
This is a messenger RNA of Batrachochytrium dendrobatidis JAM81, 1007 nucleotides long. RefSeq lists its product as uncharacterized. Gene Ontology annotation, cellular component: membrane. Gene Ontology annotation, molecular function: monoacylglycerol lipase activity. The coding region runs from base 7 to 924 and encodes 305 amino acids. Lineage: Eukaryota; Fungi; Chytridiomycota; Chytridiomycetes; Rhizophydiales. The record is from RefSeq and is a predicted model, not a curated record. The transcript is spliced from 6 exons.